This is a messenger RNA of Trichoplusia ni (cabbage looper), 314 nucleotides long. RefSeq names its product 60S ribosomal protein L39 (gene RpL39). Lineage: Eukaryota; Metazoa; Arthropoda; Insecta; Lepidoptera; Noctuidae. The record is from RefSeq and is a predicted model, not a curated record. The transcript has 3 exons. Bases 106 to 261 code for a protein of 51 amino acids. Gene Ontology annotation, biological process: translation. Gene Ontology annotation, cellular component: cytosolic large ribosomal subunit; ribosome. Gene Ontology annotation, molecular function: structural constituent of ribosome.
GCCUAAUGUUUAAAGCACUGUGAUAAGGACUGCUACGAAAAAGGCAAAAAGCCCUCUACGGUCGUUCAAUUCUGCCACUUUGUUUUGACAGCUGUAGUCGGCAAAAUGUCGGCACACAAGACAUUUAUUAUCAAGCGGAAGCUUGCCAAAAAGCUGAAACAAAACAGACCCAUUCCACAAUGGGUCCGUAUGCGCACUGGGAAUACUAUCAGAUACAACGCUAAGAGGCGUCACUGGAGGAGGACUAAGCUCAAGCUGUAAGCCUGAUGCUUGUUAAUACAAUUAAGCUUAAUAAAUUCCCUUAAACAUCUAAA